Molecule: messenger RNA, 3415 nt
Organism: Tachysurus fulvidraco (yellow catfish)
Lineage: Eukaryota; Metazoa; Chordata; Actinopteri; Siluriformes; Bagridae
Gene: ebf2
Product: EBF transcription factor 2
Exons: 16
Coding region: 483-2219 (578 amino acids)
Biological process (GO): regulation of transcription by RNA polymerase II
Molecular function (GO): DNA-binding transcription factor activity, RNA polymerase II-specific; RNA polymerase II cis-regulatory region sequence-specific DNA binding
Source: RefSeq, a predicted model, not a curated record
CUUGCAGCAUCAUUACGUGCUCGUUGUCCCGAGCGGUUUACGACUGCACGCAUCCUCACCUCUUAAUGCAGGACUAUCGGACCGGCUCCUAGGCUCUCAGAGGGCUGCUUGUGGAUAAAUGCUUGGUUUUCUGCAGAUGUUUAAAGUCGUAUAUAGGGAAGCGCGCGCUUGUCUAGGACUUUUAGAGCAGGUGAUCUUUGGGGCGCGUAAAACUCCUAACUUUCCUUUAAACGAUGCCCAAGCGGGAUAAACUGAGGUCAACCUCAAAAACUGUAAAAUCACAGAAAAAGUAAUUAGGACAAGAUUGUUAUUUACUUCAACAAGACACUCAAACACGAUUUAUAUAUUAUCGCCAGUGUUACGGAGUCGGUAUCAGCAUCUUCUUCCUCAUUGGACUUUUUCACGUCUUCCUCCUGUGCUAAGUGUGCAGAGGUGCUCGAAUCUUUUUCUUUGUUAUUUUUCUUCCUUUUUUCUUUUUGUAAAUGUUUGGAAUCCAGGAGCAUCUUGCUGUGAAAGAACGAACUUUUGGGGAAGAAAUGGAUUCAGUCCGUCCGUGGGUGCGCAAUGUCGGAGUUGUGGAUGCAAAUGUUGCAGCUCAGAGUGGACUAGCUUUGUCUCGUGCCCACUUUGAGAAACAACCUCCCUCCAACCUGCGAAAGUCCAACUUCUUCCAUUUUGUUCUGGCCCUGUACGACCGGCAUGGACAGCCAGUGGAAAUCGAGAGAACAGCCUUCAUUGACUUUGUUGAGCAUGAUAAGGAGCAGACGGGAGAAAAAACUAAUAAUGGCACACACUACAAACUCCAGCUCCUUUACAGUAAUGGUGUACGAACUGAACAAGACCUUUAUGCUCGUCUUAUUGACUCUGUAACCAAACAGCCCAUAUCAUAUGAAGGACAAAAUAAGAACCCUGAAAUGUGCCGUGUUCUGCUUACUCAUGAGGUCAUGUGCAGUCGCUGCUGCGAGAAAAAAAGCUGUGGAAAUCGUAAUGAGACCCCAUCAGACCCUGUCAUCAUUGACAGAUUUUUCUUGAAGUUUUUCCUCAAGUGCAACCAAAAUUGUUUGAAGACAGCAGGAAACCCAAGAGACAUGAGAAGAUUUCAGGUUGUUCUCUCAAGCACUAUUAGUGUGGAUGGUCACGUUCUCGCAGUAUCCGAUAAUAUGUUUGUACACAACAACUCCAAACAUGGCCGACGAGCACGAAGACUGGAGCCAGGAGAGUCCCUAGAGAACACUAUGGAAUAUGCCACCCCAUGUAUCAAAGCCAUCAGCCCCAGUGAGGGCUGGACCACAGGUGGAGCGAUGGUAAUCAUUAUCGGCGAGAACUUCUUUGAUGGUCUGCAGGUUGUGUUUGGGAGCAUGUUGGUGUGGAGUGAGUUAAUCACUCCUCAUGCAAUCCGGGUUCAGACACCUCCAAGACACAUUCCAGGGGUAGUAGAAGUCACACUGUCCUACAAAUCAAAACAGUUUUGCAAAGGAGCUCCGGGAAGAUUCAUUUACACAGCACUGAAUGAACCAACUAUAGACUACGGCUUCCAGAGAUUGCAGAAGGUCAUUCCUAGACAUCCUGGGGACCCUGACAAAUUGGCAAAAGAGAUGCUGCUUAAAAGGGCAGCAGAUCUUGUGGAAGCAGUCUAUGGAAAUACCCACAGUAAUCAGGACAUGUUACUCAAAAGGGCAGCGGACAUUGCUGAAGCUUUGUAUAGUGUACCACGGCCCCACAGUCAACUACAGGCUCUGCCCAGCUCCCCAGUGCAUGGCAGUGUUAUGGGAUUAAGCUCCUACCCAUCUCAGCUCGGUGUGAGCAUUGGUGACCCUGGACAAAGCAGUGGCCAAGGUUACAUGCGUAAUUCUACAAGUUUGUCUCCACGGAGCUACCCAUCUGCUUCCACCCCUCAGCAGUCCACCUAUGGCUCUGGAGGAGGAAUGAGUGGAGGGUAUGGAGCUGUACCCAUGGGUAGUUUGGGUGUGCCCGGUUCUCCUGGCUUCAGCAGUGCCUCCCCAAACAGCUCUCCUUAUGUUAUGCCAUCUAGUCCCACUAUACCAGGCUCUAGUUCGUCUUCCUCUCUUCUUCCCUUCUCAUCUUUUCCUUCCACGGCCAAACAGAAGAGUGCUUUUGCUCCUGUCUUGAGACCACAAGGCUCACCUUCACCUGUCUGUCCCACUUCAGGAGGCAAUGGCUUUAGAGCAAUGACUGGACUCGUUGUCCCUCCAAUGUAGAAGACACAUUGUUGCGAGAUAAGAUAUUUUCACCAGCUGACACCCCAGGGUUAUACUACGACUAGUGACGUCUUUACCUCCUAACAACUCACAACUACUCACACCAACCACCCAGAAAGACACUGCAGACUCUUAAACAUUUUAAACCAUGAGUGAUAACAAGCUGUGAAUUCCAUCUCUCCAUAUGAAGAAAAUAUGAAUGGGACAGGACGUGAUCAGCUUUGAGGAACUUCACAUAGAACUUCGUAUUGGCAAAUCCUUCUCCUUAGCUCAGAGAGGCUUCACCAGUCUGUCAGCCAUUUAUGAUGCUUUUUCUACAGAGAUUGUUGAUCACAUGAUCAGAGGCCUCUCAUCAUACAAACAAGCAAGUCUCAGAGAGAACCGUCCAAAGCUUUUUUCAAGGUUUGUGCAGAAACCUUGGUCACAAAAGACUCUGUACACCGAUAACCUAAGCAUUCCAUUUAUAGAUGUGCAGAAUUUUAUUUUCUUUCUUAGUUUGAAAAUAAGGGAAAUUAUACUUUGUACCUCUCAGAGAUGUGAUCUGAUGACCUCAUAUAUUGACUUAUUUAAAAAUAAAUGGUAUAUAAGUUAUUAUUUUUUAGGUUAAGUAAGUAAUAAUAAAACAACUUUUGCUCCUAUUUGAAAUUGUUCUACUUGUUAUAUAUCUUAUUACUAUGUUGCUAUUAUGUUUAUGUUGUGAGUUUAUAAUGAAUGUUAUUAGCUUAUUAUUUUUUACAUCUAAAUUUCCUGGAGAAAUCCUGAAAUCAUUUUGUUAGGGAAAAAUAAUACUAAAUAUUUUUUUAAACUCUUCCAAGUGUGGCACUGCAUAAAGCUAUAAGGUAUUCCUCUCCAGGAUCAUAGUUUAACUUGCCUCUUACUUAAAUUGUUUCAUAAUUUGAAUAAUUAUUAACUUAUAUUCAGAGUUUGGUGGCAAGCUCUUAUUGAAUAGACCUUACAGUAAAUACUACUGUAAAUGUUUACAAAUUUUGUAGUUCAGAAAACUUCUAGUUCGGAAAUUCUUUGUAAUUCAGCUGCAUUUUCAUCAGUAGUGUGUUGGAGAUUUCCAGCAAUGUUACACACCAUCACAGAACAAUUCUGUAACUAUGCAGUACAUGAUUAGGCUUAAACUGUUUGUGAUCACUGUAUGUCAUAAAAGCAAAAUAAAAGAAACAUUAUAAUACAUUUCAUUCAGAAAU